AUGGAGCUCAGUGCAGACUGUGAUUGGUCAGAGGAAGGCCAGGGCGUGGCUUACCUGCCUGCCGCUUCCUGGAGGCUCCAAGGGCUCACCUGGUGUCACUUGCCCCAAGGCAGAGAUCGGGGACUGGAGGGAAGCUGACUGCACAUUAGACCACAGCCAUGCCAGAGCGACAAGACACGCCUCUGGUAAGUCAUUAUGUUAGCGACUGUAAGCGCCUCACAUCUUAUGAGAACAGGUUGGUCAAACUCUCCAACACAUACACGUGUCUAUGUUGAUUUGUUGUCAUUUUAUUUUCAUUUGAGUGUGCAGGCACUAAUCUAUGUUUAUGUCUGUGGUAAAGUGCUCCGCUUUUAAGAAUCACUUAUUCUCUGACAUCAAUUUGUUUCUUGGAAAUAUUAUUUCACAACUUAUUACAGAGAUGGCAAAUUGUAUAUUUUUACAGUUAUUGUUUACAGGUGCAGUUUGGAUGCAUUACGGCAUUCUUCUUUGUGACUUGUAGACAUGUUGUAAUCAUAUGAUUCAUGGUGUAAUGUUGCUCUAGUCUAGCGGAAUGUCUCUACAGAUAAUAUGAUAAUAUCCGUAGUGACAUUCCACUAGAGUGUAUAAUCAUAGAAUAUAAUCAAGUGCUAUAUUCACUUUUGAAAAUGUCUUGAAAUGCCACUUGGAAUAUUGUUCCUGUGUGUACGUUGGUGGACCCACUCUUUGAUGGUAAACACGGAGUGUGGCUUUCAUUCCUGUUGGGGGUUUAAACUGUGGAAAUACUCAGUGAUACUCAAAUAGCUGUGGGACAAAUUCGGUUUAAUUUAACAUUUCCUGUGGGCCUUAACAUAAAUUACUAGUUUUAACAAAAGAAAAGUCAACAAUACUCUACCUUACAUUCAAAAUAUUUUUAAUUAUUAAAGUGGUAGAACGCUUAUGUGAGCUCAUAGAAAUCUGCAUUAAUUUGGGAACAAAUUAUGACGUAGUGUGCAUCAUACUUACGGAGACUGUAGAGUUCGUCGAAGUUGCCUCGUCAAACUCAUAACCUCAUUAAUUGAGUGAUAAUGGCCCACUAAUCUAGUUGAAAUUACCCAGAACUCAAAAUGGUGCCGUAUACAGGAAGCAGACUCAAGCCUGCAUGCCUCUAUGCUGAGGAGCAUACCGUACACAUAUACAAACAGGCACCCACGUAUUCCCUCUCCAUUCUCCACUUUCACCCUCUCACACACACACACACACACACACACACACACACACACACACACACACACACACACACACACACACACACACACACACACACACACACACACACACACACACACACACACACACACACACACACACACACACACACACACACACACACAUCCGCCCACACACACACACACACACACUCACAGUCUUGUACAGCUAACCUUGUGGGGACAUACAAUUCAGUCCCAUUCAAAAUCCUAUUUUCCAUAACCCUAACCCUAAACCUAACCCUAACCCUAACCCUAACCUUAACCUUAACCCUAAACCUAAAACUAACCCUAUCUCCUAACCCUAAUCCUAAACCUAAUUCUAACCCUAACACUAAUUUUAACCUUAACCCUAAACCCCCUAGAAAUAGCUUUUGAUCUUGUGGGGACCAACAAAAUGUUCCCAGUUUGUCACAUUUUUCUUGGUUUACUAUUCUUGUGGGGACUUCUGGUCCCCACAAGUAUAGUUAAACACGUCCACACACACACACACACACACACACACACACACACACACACACACACACACACACACACACACACACACACACACACACACACACACACACACACACACACACACACACACACACACACACACACACACACACACACACACACACACACACACACACACACACACACACACACACACACACACACACACACACACACACACACCCUCUUCACUUGAUGUCACAACUCUUCCUGUGACCUUGCAUGCAAAUGUUAUGUUUGCAUGGACAAUGGUCCUUUCCCCUGACACAGUCCCUCCUGCCCCUCAUUCAAAUAAGACUCUUCCCGAGACCAGACUCACUUUUACAUCAAAAAGCGAUCAUGACAAAAUGCACGCCCAUCAGCAUGUCUUAACCCUCUACUGCAAAUCGUUGCCCUAGGCAACACCUUCCUGUAGGUUUCUUUGUGUUGCCUCAGGGCAACGAUGUCAUUUUGGCUACUUUUCAGGGCAAUAUCAUGUUCAAUGAAAGACAUGUAAUUUGAUGUAAAAUGAUGGCCUUGGUCAAUAUUUUUGCCACUGACAUUCACAGAAAAUGGACACAGGGACAUGGGCGAAAGGAGCCUCAUCGAGCAGUUAGGAUCAUACCCUCUGAUAGUGAGGACAGUGAGCUUCAGGACAGUGAGCUUCAGGACAGUGAGCUUCAGGACAGUGAGCUUCAGGACAGUGAGCUUCAGGACAGUGACAGAGAGGAAGAAUGGACCUAGGUUUAGAGGCAGUGAAAUACUAUUUUAUGACCAACUUGUAUUUUCUUAUGAAAAUAGUUCAUUUUUCUACUAUGUUCCCCUUAAUCAAUGUACCCUUAUGGCAAUGCGCUGCCCUGAGGCAACACAAACAUUUCUGGGGCCUAAAUCUUCACCCAAAAAAAAAAGGAUGAAAUAUUUUUUGGGGUGAAAAACCAAAGUGUGUGCAGUAGAGGAUUAAAUUAGUUGGGGGGUUGGAUCUUUGCCCAUAACCUGUCCAAACUAUUGGCCAUGAUCCAAAUACAUUUGACUGAGUUGCCAGUGAGGCCAAAUGCGGUAAUAAACUGAAGCUGCUUGUUGUUUGCAAGGCCAAUUGUUUUUGCUGUGCAGGUAUCUCUUCCCAUUUCUUAUGAUCGUCUUUUACCAGACAUCCCAGGCAAAUGAGCACUGUUGAGCAAUGUUGACUCAGAUGCAAAUUCUUAAUCGCUGCCAAUAGGAGACAAAUAUUUUAUGGUUCUUCUUUUGCAGCAGUCUAAUCUCACCUGACAGCCAACAUUUAGCCCAGUAAGGGAAAGAAUAUAAAUUAAAUCCAGCAGUCUAAUCUCAUCUGACAGCCAACCCUCAGCUCUGAGGUGAGUGGCAUUCAUCAAUUGAUAAGAAAAAUAAAUGUCAACCACUCCUUUCAGUAACAUGAUGGAGCAACUUUUCUGGUAUUCAACAUACAUCGCAGACAAUGCUGGUCACCUCUCCUCCUCUCCCUGUCCAUCUAACGCCCUCUGAUAACAUCCUCUCAUUUCAUUCACAUCCUUAUAAUAGCUGCCCUAUUAAGGUGCAUAGUGCAGCAGUUACAUUUGCCUUUGAAUAUAGUUGGUUGGAACGUGCACGGAUAAAGGGUUACUGACACUGGGUUUAUUCAGGUCUCAGUAUACAUAAGCAGGGAAGAUCAUGAUAUGAAAAAAAUCACCUCCAAGGAAACAUGUUUGACAUUGCUUCUUGGGGAACGUAGUAUCCAUAUUUCCACUGACUGACUAAUGCAUGGGCCUACAUAGUUCAAUAUCUUGCUGAAUAUGUUUUUAUAUGACUUGCAAAACAGUCAUGUGUAGCUUGCUAGCUAGCACACUCACUCAUUUGUUUUUUAAACAAAUGAACAAGCUAGCUAGCACAUUGUCCGACUCUGCUCUUGGUUCAUUUGUUGUGAUUUGUUGCCCUAUGUUUGUAUAUUUUUAAAUUGUUAAACAAAUUUAGGGUAGGAGGCAACUUGAGCUCAGAGGCCCCCCCCCCCCCGGCCUCGCGGGGCGUCCUACACCUCUGUGUCUAGCUUUCAUUCUACAGAGUGCUUGUGGUUCGUUAUGAGGACAGAACUCAGGAAGGAAGCCUUUUGCAUGCAGAGGGAAAAUGCUAACUGCUUUUGCAUAUAGGUCUAAGAAGAUGCCUCACACCUGUCAUCAGCAGCAGUGUGACUGGUGAAUGAUGCUGGAUUACAUUUACCUGUCUGUGGGGUAAAGGUCAUGCUGUGCAUUAUGGGUGCUGUGUCUAUAGGGGGAGCUACCGCUGCAGAGGCGAUGCCCACGAUGCGGGGAUAUACUGGAAUGGUCACGGGAGCAAAGGUAGGCGUGGUUUCUGUUUGUUUGUUUGUCAAAGUGGAUUGUGAAUGACUGUACUGUAAAUACUACUGUAUAUGAUGGACAAUGUGUCUGUGUAUAAUGUGUAUUCUGUAUGUAUAAUGUGUCUAUAUGUAUAAAAUAUAUUCUGUAUGUAUAAUGUGUCUAUGUGCUGUGGCAGUGCUCUGUUGGCCUGCCGUUGCUACUCCCAGCUGGAUGAGGCCGUGGAGAGUGUGGCUGGAGGCCGAGGCCUGGGUGCUAGCAGGGGGGACACGGAGAGGGACCACUGGGCAGCAGGACGAGUGGGGGACAUAGACUUCACUGGCACCAGUAGGACAAGGGGAAAGGUAACACUGCUACAAUUACAAGGUAACACUGCUACAACCACAAGGUAACACUGUUACAACCACAAGGUAACGCUGUUACAACCACAAGGUAACACUGUUACAACCACAAGGUAACACUGUUACAACCACAAGGUAACACUGCUACAACCACAAGGUAACACUGUUACAACCACAAGGUAACGCUGUUACAACCACAAGGUAACGCUGUUACAACCACAAGGUAACACUGUUACAACCACAAGGUAACGCUGUUACAACCACAAGGUAACACUGUUACAACCACAAGGUAACGCUGUUACAACCACAAGGUAACACUGCUACAAUUACAAGGUAACACUGUUACAACCACAAGGUAACACUGUUACAACCACAAGGUAACACUGUUACAACCACAAGGUAACGCUGUUACAACCACAAGGUAACACUGUUACAACCACAAGGUAACACUGUUACAACCACAAGGUAACGCUGUUACAACCACAAGGUAACACUGCUACAAUUACAAGGUAACACUGUUACAACCACAAGGUAACACAUUUUUUAAAUUAAUUUUUUUGGGGGGGUAGAUCAGCUUCAUAUUGCAGAUAGAUUGUAACUUCUAUCAAUGUAAUUGUCUGCAUCACUUCCAAUCCCCCAUGUUUUUUAUAUAUAUACUCCCCUUUAUUACUUUUCAACCCCGCCAUCCUUUCCCUACUUGGAGUAAAUUAGUGAACAACAAUGCCCAGGCCUCUACUUCCGGCCUAUACUUACUAUCAUCAUUUUAUGGACACAGUCAAUUUUACAAUAAUUAUAUUUUAUUUGUUUUUGCUCCUGAACUUCUUCUACUCUCAACCUCUCCGAUCAUGUUCAUGAUGUCCAUCCGGUUUGCUUCUAUAUGCCAUAUCUUUCUAACUGUGCUCUUUCCCAAAAGCUCCCAACAUACAACCUAUAUACUUAUUAUGGGUAACACUGCUACAACCACAAGGUAACACUGUUGGUCCUCUCUAAGAGACAGUUCAGUGAUCACAAACUGUGGUCCUGGAGAGAUACGUUUCAGUAUGUGCAGGACUGUAUUCUAUUUCAGCACUAACAGGCCUGAAUUAGCAAAAACAAUGCAGAUUCAUAAUUAAUGCAUAUUCUCACUCAGUCAUUUCAGCUAAAGUUAUCCAAAUUUACCAUCAUAAAAAAAAAAAAAAAAAAAUCAGGUCAAGAAAGAGAUUAAAAAAUAUAUAUGAAAUAGGACCUAUUCCUUGACCAUGUACGUCUCUCAGUAAAUGGCCCGCUGUGCUUCUCUGUCCAGUUUGUGAGGGUCCACAGCUCCACAGAUCCAGUGUUGAUCUACCAGAUGCUGACAGAGCAGUGGGGCCUGGCCCCUCCACACCUGGUGGUGGCUCUGGUGGGAGGAGACGAGCUGUCUCAGAUGAAACCCUGGCUCAGGGACACCGUGAGGAAAGGACUGGUCAAGGCUGCCCAGAGCACAGGUGGGACUCACGCCCGCGCCCACACACAUACACCUUUACGUUUUUUACUAAGAUCACCGCGGGCCGCAUUAAAUCAGUGUCUGAGAACCCUGCUCUAUAGCGAGCAUGAGAAAUGUAUGCCCUCACUAACUGUAAGUCGCUCUGGAUAAGAGCGUCUGCUAAAUGACUAAAAAAUGUAAAAAUGUAAAGUGAGACGAUGUCUCUGCCUCACAGGCGCCUGGAUCCUGACCAACGGUCUUCGCUUUGGCAUCACCAAGCACCUGGGCCAGGCUGUCCGUGACCACUCUCUGGCCAGCACCAACUCUAAGGUCAAGGUGGUGGCCAUCGGCAUCGCUCCCUGGAACAUGAUCCACAACAGAGACGCGCUGCUGGCUGCUAAGGUCUCAAUAUACAUCCAUGCAGAAUAUCAUAUACUAUGAGUUCAGGGUAGAUGUUGAUUACGUUUUAACAUGUGGGUAGACUAGACAACAAGGUCACAGUGGAACGUCUAAAUGUGUGUCUGUGUUGUGAGCUGCUGAGGUAUUUUUGAUUUGCUCCUCUGAAACGUGUUCUCUGACCGAUGUGUGUCCUCCUGCAGCUGGACCAGCCUGCCAUGGUGGAGCCCAGGGACCUGCCCCAUGGGGCAGUAUACUCUCUGGACUGCAACCACUCCCACUUUGUCCUGGUGGACGAGGAUCCUCAGCGCCCCGGGGCCACCAGCGAAAUGAGGGUCCAGCUGCUCAAGCAUAUCUCCCUGCAGCGCACCGGCUAUGGAGGUGAACCUACUUAAACUUAAACCUAAGCUUAAACCUACUUACUUAAACUUAGUUGAAUGGUGUUAAUGUUUUUCCUGGGCGUCAUAUUUGACACAGCACACUUGUAUUUCUUCAGGAAGAAUGGUGCUUUUUGACUUGAUGAGUGGUUUUAAGGAAUAACCAGGGCCCUUGUUGAUACUCUGCAUCACUACAGGUGCAGGCAGUUUUGAGAUCCCAGUGCUGUGUCUCCUGGUGCAUGGAGAACCCCGGAUCCUACAGGUCUGUCACAUUUAGGGAAAUAUUCCUUUCCCAUUACUUCUACUUUUCAGUAUAAUGUGUUGUUGCUUGUCAUAAGCAUGUAUGAAUAUUUAUCAUUUCAUAUUAGAUGGCCUAUUAUAUAUUAUGUUGCCAUAGCAACUUUUCAAUUGAUUCAAAGUGACUAUUUAGUUAGAAUCAAAUGGAGAUAUUAAUAAAAACAUUACAUUCGUUCAUAAAUGCUUAUGACAAGUCUUACAGUGAAUUACCAGCACAUCAUAAUGCAUUAUAACUGUGUUAGCAUAGUUUCUAUAUUGCUAGGUGUGCGGUUUGGGUAAGCAGUCUUCCUCUGUCUCUGUGUACAGAGGAUGUAUAGGUGUAUAGGAAACGCCAUGCCCUGGCUGAUCCUGGCGGGGUCGGGGGGGGUGGCCGCCAUCCUGGUCACGCUGAUGAACCGGGGCUGCUGGGACAUGGACAGCGUGCAGGAGCUCCUGCUAGACACCUUUCCCAGCGUGCACCACAGCACUGACAUCACCAACUGGGCCAAGCUGGUAAGGAGCUGAGAGAGAGAGCGAGAGAGAGGAGAGAGAGAGAGAGGAGAGAGAGAGAGAGAGAGAGAGAGCAGAGAGAGAGGAGAGAGGAGAGAGUAGGAGAGAGAGAGAGAGAGAGAGAGACGAGAGAGAGAGACGAGAGCGAGAGAGAGAGAGAGAGAGAGAGAGAGAGAGAGAGAGCAGAUGAGCCAACUGAAAGACAGAUUGAUUAAUUGGUUGAUUGACUGACUGAUUGACUGACUUCCUCCUGCACUUUAGAUCCAGAAGAUACUGGACAACGGCCACCUCCUGACGGUUCAUGACCCCGAGCAGGAGAGCUCUGAGCUGGACACGGUCAUCCUCAAAGCCUUGGUCAAAGGUACUGGAUGGAAUGCUUCUACCUGCGGUUGACAGCGCUUAUUAAAAAAGCCAGGCCGUUACAUCAAUCCUAAAAAGGAAUUGUACAGAGGCAGAUGAAAUAUAUUUGUCAAAAGUUAAAUACAUUUCCAAUUAUGCUCCAUAUUAAAAAGUUUGAGGAGUUACUGAAAGCCAUCCGUCAGCAUAUGACCCCCCCAUAGAAAAGUUUUUGAUGGAUAUUAACAUUCAAUCUGAAUGGUGGUUAACCCAUAACCUCUAACAUCUAACCUUUGACCCUAACAUCUAACCUUUGACCCUAACAUCUAACCUUUGACCUCUAACAUCUAACCUUUCACCCUAACAUCUAACCUUUGACCCCUAACAUCUAACCUUUGCCCUGUGUGUUGCGUGCAGCCUGUAAGAGCCAGAGCCAGGAGGCUCAGGACUUCCUGGAUGAGCUGAAGCUGGCGGUGGCCUGGAACAGGGUGGACAUCGCUAAGAGCCACAUCUUCAACGGGGACGUGGAGUGGACGGUGAGAAUGAAAGACAGCAUGAGAUGCCCAUCCUUCAUUCCUUCACUCUCUCCUGUUGGUUCUCAACUUUUCACUGCUAGCGCUGGUCAUUUUUAAUGUAAUAUAUUUGCUGCCACAUUGAGGAUCAUAAAAAAAUAAGUAUCUUACCUUAGUAUAAUAACGUAAUGUAAAAAGAUUAUAUGCAGCAUAAAUAUUGCUUAGUAAAAUAGAAUAUUAGAGUUGUAUUGGUAGUUUACUACUUGGUAAUAUAUAGCACUAUCUACUGACCCUCGCAGGCGGGUGACCUGGAGGAGGUGAUGAUGGACGCGCUGGUCAAUGACAAGCCCGACUUUGUGCGUCUAUUUGUGGACAACGGCGUGUGUCUGGGCAAGUUCCUGACCUACGGCCGCCUGCAGGAGCUCUACUGCUCCGUGUCAGAGAAGAGCCUCCUUCACCUCCUUCUCCUCAAGAAGCACCAGGAGAAACAGCUCCUCCUGAAGGCGGCACGGACCCCCGGACCCCCUCACGACCACCACAAGGCCGAGCCCGGGGACCGGAAGGCCCGCUUCACCCUGCACGAGGUGUCAAAAGUGCUGAAAGACUUCCUGCAUGACUCGUGUAAAGGCUUCUAUCAGAAGCUGCCCACGGUGGGUACUGGAUAGGCUGUUCCUGAGGUAACUCAGAGUGAGUUUCCCAAAUCAUGAAUCACAGAUAUUUCCUCAUGGAUCACAGCUGAAGACUGAGUCGUGGCUGGAGAAAAUAAAACCUCACAGACUACAAGGCUUUUCUAAAGAACAGAUUAAAACCAUGUCAAGAUUUCCAGCAAGAGCCACGUUUUUCUCUACAUUUCUAUGUGUCUGUCAGAGUUCCCUCUUCUUCAUCCUCACGUGUGUGUGUGUGUGGGUGUGUGUGUGUGUCUCUGUGUGUGUGUCUGUGUGUGUGUGUGUGUCUCUGUGUGGGUGUGUGUGUGUGUGUCUCUGUGCGUGUGUGUGUGUCUCUGUGUGUGUGUGUGUGUGUGUCUCUCUGUGUGUGUGUGUCUCUGUGUGUGUGUGUGUGUCUCUGUGUGUGUGUGUCUGUGUCUGUGUGUGUGUGUGUCUCUGUGUGGGUGUGUGUGUGUGUCUCUGUGGGUGUGUGUGUGUCUCUCUGUGUGUGUGUGUGUGUGUCUCUGUGCGUGUGUGUGUGUGUGUCUCUGUGUGUGUGUGUGUCUCUGUGGGUGUGUGUGUGUGUGUGUGUGUGUCUGUGCGUGUGUGUGUGUCUCUGUGUGUGUGUGUGUGUGUGUGUCUCUGUGUGUGUGUGUCUCUCUGUGUGUGUAUGUGUCUCUGUGUGUGUCUCUGUGUGUGUGUGUGUGUGUGUGUCUGUGUGUGUGUGUGUGUGUGUGUGUCUCUGUGUGUGUGUGUGUCUCUGUGUGUGUGUGUGUCUCUGUGUGUGUCUCUGUGUGUGUUGUGUCCAGGAGAAGACAGGCCAGAAGGCAGGUCGUCUCUUUAACAACCAGAAGAGCCUGGCUGAGCUGGAGGAGCAGUGUGAACACCCCUGGAGGGAUCUGUUCCUCUGGGCUGUUCUCCAGAACCGGCAGCAGAUGGCUAACUACUUCUGGGCAAUGGUCAGUCCCCUCACUCCCAGAGAGUUAGUCCUGAAACCUAUCUGAUUAUUCAAAUGAAGGUCAAGCACUGUAGUUAGUGUAGGUUUUAUUGCUGGCCAGUGUCAAUACUGGCAGUUGAAAAGCAAACCUACAGGUAGAUAUAAUCAGUAUUGGGUUGAGCAGGGUGGUGGUGAGAGUGAGUUUAGUGCAAAACAUACACACUUACAUACACACUUACUGCACAUGAAGAAACCCCCCAAAUGUACAGUCAGACACACACACACACAUACAUACACUGACUCUCUUCUCUCUGUCUCUCUCUAUAGCGGCUCUCUAAGAGAGAACUCGAGAUAGAUAGAUAGAGAGCAAGGAUGAGAGAUUCUAUUCAGAAGAGAUAGAGAGAAGAGAGAGAGAGAUGUUAGAGAGAUGAUAGAGAGCAGAGAGACGAUAGAUCGAGAAGAGAGAGAAAGAUAAGAGAGAGAGAGAGCGAGAGAGAUGAGAGAGAGUAGAGAGAGAGAGAGGCUAUGGGGCUUGAGAGCAGAGAGCGCUCGGAGAGCGAGCUCUCAGCGAUAUAAUAGGAGACGUAGAGAGCGAGACUAGCUAAGAGGAGAGAUCGCGCUAGAGAGGAUAUUCUAUGAGAGCUUCUCUCCUCUCUCUCUACAUAUCUCGAGAGAUUCCUUAGAGAGAGAUCUCGCUCGAGGAGAGAGCGCUCUAUCUCUCUCUCAGAAAGAUAUCCGCUCUAUCCUACAUUCUCGCUCUCUAUCUCUCUCUCUCUCUCUCUCUCUCUCUCUCUCUCUCCCUCUCUCUCUCUCUCUCGCUCUGUCUAUCCUCUCUUCUCUAUUCUCUCUGUCUCUCUCUCCUGUCUUCUCUUGUCUCUCUCUCUCUCUCUCUCUCUCUGUCUCUCUCCUCUCUGUCUCUCGAUCUCUCUCUCUCUCUCUCUCUGUCUCUCUCUCUGUCCUCUCUCUAUUUCAAUUCAAAGGGCUUUAUUGGCAUAGGUAAACAUAUGUUUACCAUUGCCAAAGCAAAUGGAAUAGACAAUAAACAAAAGGGAACUGAACAAGGGAAACAUUAGUGAACAUUACACUCACAAAAGGAUUGGUCAAAUCCCUCUCUCUGUCUCUAAUGUCUCUGUCUCUCUGUCUCUCUCUCUCAUCUCUCCUCUCUCUUCUCUCUCUACUCUCUCUCUCUCUAUUCUCUCUCUGUACCCCCCCUUCUCUCUCUAUUCUCUCUCAUCUCUCUGAGUAAUCCCCUCCUUGCUAUCUCUCUGUAUCUCUCUCUCUGCCUCUCUCGAUCUAUCUCUCUCUGUAUCUCUCUCUGUACCCCCCCCUCCUCUCUCUUAGUUCUCUCUCUGUAUCCCCCCCUCUUCUCUCUCUCUCUAUUCUCUCUCUGUAUUCCCCCCCCCCCCCCCCCCUCUCUCAAUUCAAUUCAAUUCAAAGGGCUUUAUUGGCAUGGAAAAUAUGUCAAAGCAAAUGGAAUAGACAAUAAACAAAAGGGAACUAAACAAGGGAAACAUUAGUGAACAUUACACUCACAAAGGGAUGGUCAGUUUCUCUCUCUGUCUCUCUGUCUCUCUGUCUCUCUGUCUCUCUGUCUCUCUGUCUCUCUGUCUCUCUGUCUCUAUCUCUCUCUCUCUCUCUCUCUCUCUCUCUCUCGCUCUCAAUUUCAAUUCAAAUCAAAGAGCUUUAUUGGGAUGAGAAAUAUAUGUUUACAUUGCCAAAGCAAGUGAAAUAGAUAAUAAACUAAAGUGAAACAAACAAUAAAAAAUUAACAGUAAACAUUACACUCAGAAGUUCCAAAAGAAUAAAGACAUUUCAAAUGUAAUAUUAUGUACAGUCGUGGUCAAAAGUUUUGAGAAUGACACAAGUAUUGGUCUUCACAAAGUCUGCUGCUUCAGUGUUAUGAGAUAUUUUUGUCAGAUGUUACUAUGGUAUACUGAAGUAUAAUUACAAGCAUUCCUUAAGUGUCAAAGGCUUUUAUUGACAAUUACAUUAAGUUUAUGCAAAGAGUCAAUAUUUGCAGUGUUGACCCUUCUUUUUCAAGACCUCUGCAAUCCGCCCUGGCAUGCUGUCAAUUAACUUCUGGGCCACAUCCUGACUGAUGGCAGCCCAUUCUUGCAUAAACAAUGCUUGGAGUUUGUCAGAAUUUGUGGGUUUUUGUUUGUCCACCCGCCUCUUGAGGAUCGACCACAAGUUCUCAAUGGGAUUAUGGUCUGGGGAGUUUCCUGGCCAUGGACCCAAAAUGUCUAUGUUUUGUUCCCCGAGCCACUUAGUUAUCACUUUUGCCUUAUGGCAAGGUGCUCCAUCAUGCUGGAAAAGGCAUUGGUUGUCACCAAACUGUUCUUGGAUGGUUGGGAGAAGUUGCUCUCGGAGGAUGUGUUGGUACCAUUCUUUAUUCAUGGCUGUGUUCUUAGGCAAAAUGGUAAGUGAGCCCACUCCCUUGGCUGAGAAGCAACCCCACACAUGAAUGGUCUCAGGAUGCUUUACUGUUGGCAUGACACAGGACUGAUGGUAGCGCUCACCUCGUCUUCUCCGGACAAGGUGUUUUCCGGAUGCCCCAAACAAUCGGAAAGGGGAUUCAUCAGAGAAAAUGACUUUACCCCAGUCCUCAGCAGUCCAAUCCCUGUACCUUUUGCAGAAUAUCAGUCUGUCCAUGAUGUUUUUCCUGGAGAGAAGUGGCUUCUUUGCUGCCCUUCUUGACACCAGGCCAUCCUCCAAAAGUCUUUGCCUCACUGUGCGUGCAGAUGCACUCCCACCUGCCUGAUGCCAUUCCUGAGCAAGCUCUGUACUGGCGGUGCCCCGAUCCCGCAGCUGAAUCAACUUUAGGAGACGGUCCUGGCGCUUGCUGGACUUUCUUGCGCGCCCUGAUGCCUUCUUCACAACAAUUGAACCUCUCUCCUUGAAGUUCUUGAUGAUCCGAUAAAUGGUUGAUUUAGGUGCAAUCUUACUAGCAGCAAUAUCCUUGCCUGUGAAGCCCUUUUUGUGCAAAGCAAUGAUGACGGCACGUGUUUCCUUGCAGGUAACCAUGGUUAACAGAGGAAGAACAGUGAUGUCAAGCACCACCCUCCUUUUAAAGCUUCUAGUCUGUUAUUCUAACUCAAUCAGCAUGACAGAGUGAUCUCCAGCCUUGUCCUCAUCAACACUCUCACCUGUGUUAAUGAGAGAAUCACUGACAUGAUGGCAGCUGGUCCUUUUGUGGCAGGGCUGAAAUGCAGUGGAAAUGUUUUUGGGGGAUUAAGUUCAUUUUCAUGGCAAAGAGGGACUUUGCAAUCAAUUGCAAUUCAUCUGAUCACUCUUCAUGACAUUCUGGAGUAUAUGCAAAUUGCCAUCAUCAAAACUGAGGCAGCAGACUUUGUGAAAAUUAGUAUUUGUGUCAUUCUCAAAACGUUUGACCAUGACUGUAUAUAUACAGUGUUAUAAUGAUGUGCAAAUAGUUAAAGUACAUAAGGGAAAAUAAAUAAAUAUAAAUAUGGUUGUAUUUACAAUGGUGUUUGUUCUUCACUGGUUGCCCUUUUCUUGUGGUAACAGGUCACAAAUCUUGCUGCUGUGAUGGCACACUAUGGUAUUUCACCCAUUAGAAAUGGGAGUUUAUAAAAAUUGGAUUUGUGGAUCUGUGUAAUCUGAGGGGAAAAUGUGUCUAUAAUAUGGUCAUACAUUUGGCAGGAGGUUAGGAAGUGCAGCUCAGUUUCCACCUCAUUUUGUGGGCAGUGUGCACAUAGCCUGACAUCUCUUGAAAGCCAGGUCUGCCUACGGCGGCCUCUCUCAAUAGCAAGACUAUGCUCACUGAGUCUUUACAUAGUCAAAACUUUCCUUAAUUUUGAAUCAGUCACAGUGGUCAGGUAUUCUGCCACUGUGUACUAUCUGUUUAGGGCCAAAUAGCAUUCUAGUUUUCUCCCUGUUUUUGUUAAUUCUUUCCAAUCUUUUUGUUUUCUCAUUAUUUGGUUGGGUCUAAUUGUGUUGCUGUCCUGGAGCUCUGUGGGGUCUGUUUGUGUUUGUGAACAGAGCCCCAGUGUCAGGGUGUCAGUGUGAUGCGGUAGGACGAAGUCAGGAGCAGGACACAGAGCUAAUCGAAAACGUACUAGACCCAUGGGGCGGCGCACAAUUGGCCCAGCGUCGUCCAGGGUAGGGGAGGGAAUGGCCGGCAGGGAUGUAGCUCAGUUGGUAGAGCAUGGCGUUUGCAACGCCAGGGUUGUGGGUUCGAUUCCCACGGGGGGCCAGUAUGAAAAAUAAAAAUGUAUGCACUCACUAACUGUAAGUCGCUCUGGAUAAGAGCGUCUGCUAAAUGACUAAAAUGUAAAUGUUAACUCGCAGGUAUCGUAAAUAACAUAACCUCCACGCAGGGAGGAAACAAACCCGCUCACCAGACGACAACCAAACAUCAACAAACACGCACAACAUACAGUGGGAGCCAGAGGGUUAAAUAGGGAAGUAAUCAAUACCUAAUGGGAACCAGGUGUGAACAAUAAAGACAAGACAAGUAGAACACAGAAACAUAGAUCGGUACUAGCUACUAGUACUCCGGUGAUGACGAACUCCGUAGCCUGCCCGAGCAAGGAGGAGGAGCAGCCUCGGCUGAAUCCGUGACACCCAGGACCAGCUUGCUUAGGGGACUCUUCUCCAGGUUCAUGUCUCUGUAGGUGAUGGCUUUGUUAUGGAAGGUUUGAGAAUCGCUUCCUUUUAGGUGGUUGUAGAAUUUAACGGCUCUUUUCUGGAUUUUGAUCAUUAGCGGGUAUCAGCCUAAUUCUGCUCUGCAUGCAUGGUGUUUUACAUUGUACACAGAGGAUAUUUGUGCAGAAUUCUGCAUGCAGAGUCUCAAUUUGGUUUUUGUCCCAUUUCGUGAAUUCUUGGUUGGUGAGCGGACCCCAGACCUCACAACCAUAAAGGGCAAUGGGUUCUACAACUGAUUCAAGUAUUUUUAGCCAGAUCCUAAUUGGUAUGUCGAAUUUUGUGUUCCUUUUGAUGCCGUAGAAGGCCCUUCUUGCCUUGUCUCUCAGAUCGUUCACAGCUUUGUGGAAGUUACCAAUGGCGCUGAUGUUUAGGCCGAGGUAUGUAUAGUUUUUUGUGUGCUCUAGGGCAACGGUGUCUAGAUGGAAUUUAUAUUUGUGGUCCUGGCAACUGGACCUUUUUUGGAACACCCUUAUUUUUGUCUUACUGAGAUUUACUGUCAGGGCCCAGGUCUGACAGAAUCUGUGCAGAAGAUCUAGGUGCUGCUGUAGGCCCUCCUUGGUUGGGGACAGAAGCACCAGAUCAUCAGAAAAUAGUAGACACUUGACUUCAGAUUCUAGUAGGGUGAGGCCGGUUGCUGCAGACUGUUCUAGUGCCCUCGCCAAUUCGUUGAUAUAUAUGUUGAAGAGGGUGGGGCUUAAGCUGCAUCUCUGUCUCACCCCAUGGCCCUGUGCAAAUCCCACGGUAGUUAUUGGGGUCAAAUUAGUCUCCACUUUUGUGGAUUGGUCCUCGGUUCCAAAUAUCGGGGAAGAUGCCAGAGCUAAGGAUGAUGUUAAAGAGUUUAAGUAUAGCCAAUUGGAAUUUGUGGUCUGGCAUAUUUUAUAAUUUAAUUUAGGAUACCAUCAACACCACAAGCCUUUUUGGGUUGGAGGGUUUGUAUUUUGUCCUGUAGUUCAUUCAAUGUAAUUGGAGAAUCCAGUGGGUUCUGGUAGUCUUUAAUAGUUGAGUCUAAGAUUUGUAUUUGAUCAUGUAUAUGUUUUUACUGUUUGUUCUUUGUUAUAGAGCCAAAAGAUUAGAGAAGUGGUUUAUCCACCCAUCUCCAUUUUGGAUAGAUAACUCUUCGUGUUGUUGUUUGUUUAGUGUUUUCCAAUUUUCCCAGAAGUGGUUAGAUUCUAUGGAUUCUUCAAUUACAUUGAGCUGAUUUCUGACAUGUUGUUCCUUCUUUUUCCGUAGUGUAUUUCUGUAUUGUUUUAGUGAUACACCAUAGUGAAGGCAUAGACUCAGGUUUUCUGGGUCUCUAUGUUUUUGGUUGGAUAGGAUUCUCGAUUUCUUUCUUAGGUUUUUGCAUUCUUCAUCAAACCAUUUGUCACUGUUGUUAAUUUUCUUAUGUUGUCUGCUUAAAUUUUUUUGAUUUGAUAGGGAAGCGGAGGUCAAAUAUACUGUUUAGGUUUUCUACUGCCAAGUUUACACCUUCACUAUUACAGUGAAACAUUUUGUCCAGGAAGUUGUCUAAAAGGGAUUGAAUUUGAUGUUCCCUAAUUGUUUUUUGGUAGGUUUCAACACUACUUUCCUUCCAUCUAUAGCAUGUCUUAAUAUUAUUCAAUUCAUUUGGCUUUGAUGCCUCAUGACUGAGUAUCGCUCUGUUCAAGUAUUGCUCUGUGUCUCUCCUUCCUCUCUCGAGCGAGGAGAGAGAGAGAGAGCGAUCGAGAGCGAGAAGCGAGAGAGAGAGCGAAGGCGAGAGAGAUAGAGCAGUACGAGUAGCUCUAUCUCUCUCUCUCUAUCUCUUAUCGUUCGCUUAUCUUCUCUCUCUCUCUCUCUCUCUCUCUCUCUCUCUCUCUCUCUCUCUCUCUCUCUCCUCUCUCUCUCUCUCUCUCUCUCUCUCUCUCUCUCUCUCUCUCGUCCAGGGUCCUGAGGCUGUGGCUGCUGCUCUGGCUGGUUGUAAGAUCCUGAAAGAGAUGUCUGGCCUGGAGUCAGAGGCAGAAUCAGCACGCAGCAUGAAGGAGGCCAAGUAUGAACAGUUUGCCCUAGGUGAGAGACACAAGGAGUGUGUGAGCACAUACACACACACACUGGAUAAAACAUGCAGUAUCACACUCUGAGAUGGCAUAAUGCUCUCGGCUCACAAACCAUCCCUUAGUUGAAAUACACCAUUAAGACAAAGAUGUUCCCUGAAAGUAUCUGUUUUCCUAGGGAACUCUCACAGGGUUAUGAUUCACAGUAAGAUCAUCACAAGAUAAGAAUCUAGAUACAACCAAUGCCUAUAGACUAAAGAACGGUGUGAAGUCUUGGUAAGUGUGUUGAGUCUGGUGUGUGUGGGUUGCCAGAUCUGUUUGGGGAGUGCUACUCUAACAGUGAGGACAGGGCCUAUGCUCUUCUGGUGAGAAGGACCCGCUGCUGGAAUCAAUCCACCGUCCUCAACCUGGCAACCGAGGCUGACGCUAAGUGCUUCUUCGCCCACGAUGGAGUCCAGGUAGGCUACAGUAACAUGUACAGACACAGACACACUCAGACAGACAUGUGGCCUCCUUACUUUCAAAUCUUGAUGUUACGAAACAAAUUAUUACAUUAGAUAGAUUUGACUGUGUACACGGACAAUAUUCAUGGAGUUCUCUUGGUGUGAGACCGUGUGUCGAUAGGUGUGUUUUAUGGGGUGAAGUGCCCUCUGCUGGUUUCAGUGUUGAUCGGUGUGUUUUAUGGGGUGAUGAGCCCUCUGCUGGUUUCAGUGUCGAUAGGGGUGUUUUAUGGGGUGAUGAGCCCUCUGCUGGUUUCAGUGUCGAUAUGUGUGUUUUAUGGGGUGAUGAGCCCUCUGCUGGUUUCUGUGUCGAUAGGGGUGUUUUAUGGGGUGAAGUGCCCUCUGCUGGUUUCAGUGUUGAUCGGUGUGUUUUAUGGGGUGAUGAGCCCUCUGCUGGUUUCAGUGUCGAUAGGGGUGUUUUAUGGGGUGAUGAGCCCUCUGCUGGUUUCAGUGUUGAUAUGUGUGUUUUAUGGGGUGAUGAGCCCUCUGCUGGUUUCAGUGUUGAUCGGUGUGUUUUAUGGGGUGAUGUGCCCUCUGCUGGUUUCAGUGUUGAUCGGUGUGUUUUAUGGGGUGAUGAGCCCUCUGCUGGUUUCAGUGUCGAUAUGUGUGUUUUAUGGGGUGAUGAGCCCUCUGCUGGUUUCAGUGUUGAUCGGUGUGUUUUAUGGGGUGAUGAGCCCUCUGCUGGUUUCAGUGUCGAUAGGGGUGUUUUAUGGGGUGAUGAGCCCUCUGCUGGUUUCAGUGUCGAUAUGUGUGUUUUAUGGGGUGAUGAGCCCUCUGCUGGUUUCAGUGUUGAUCGGUGUGUUUUAUGGGGUGAUGUGCCCUCUGCUGGUUUCAGUGUUGAUCAGUGUGUUUUAUGGGGGUGAUGAGCCCUAUGCUGGUUUCAGUGUCGAUAUGUGUGUUUUAUGGGGUGAUGAGCCCUCUGCUGGUUUCAGUGUUGAUCGGUGUGUUUUAUGGGGUGAUGAGCCCUCUGCUGGUUUCAGUGUCGAUAGGUGUGUUUUAUGGGGUGAUGAGCCCUCUGCUGGUUUCAGUGUCAAUAGGGGUGUUUUAUGGGGGUGAUGAGCCCUCUGCUGGUUUCAGUGUCAAUAGGGGUGUUUUAUGGGGUGAAGUGCCCUCUGCUGGUUUCAGUGUUGAUCGGUGUGUUUUAUGGGGUGAUGAGCCCUCUGCUGGUUUCAGUGUCGAUAGGUGUGUUUUAUGGGGUGAUGAGCCCUCUGCUGGUUUCAGUGUCAAUAGGGGUGUUUUAUGGGGUGAAGUGCCCUCUGCUGGUUUCAGUGUCGAUAGGGGUGUUUUAUGGGGUGAUGAGCCCUCUGCUGGUUUCAGUGUCAAUAGGGGUGUUUUAUGGGGUGAAGUGCCCUCUGCUGGUUUCAGUGUCGAUAGGUGUGUUUUAUGGGGUGAAGUGCCCUCUGCUGGUUUCAGUGUCAAUAGACAGUGGUGUAAAGUACUUAAGUAAAAAUACUUGAAAGUACUAUUUAAGUAGUUUUUUUGGGUAUCUGUACUUUACUAUUUAUAUUUUGGACAACUUUUACUUUUACUUCACUACAUUCCGAAAAAAUAAUGUACUUUUUACUACUUACAUUUUCCCUGACACCCAAAGGUACUCGUUACAUUUUGAGUGCUUAGCAGGGCAAUAAAAUGGUCCAAUUCACACACUUAUCAAGAGAACAUCCCUGGUCAUCCCUACAGACUCAUAUCUGGUGGACUCUUUUGUAAAUUAUGUCUGUGUGUUGAAGCAUGCCCCUGGUAAUCCGUAAAUAAAUAAAAAAAACAAGAAAAUGAUGCCGUCUGGUUUGCUUAAAAAUAAGGAUUUUGAAAUGAUUUAUACUUUUACUUUUACUUUUGAUACUUAAGUAUAUUUGAUCAAUUACAUUUAUUUUUAAUACUUAAAUAUUUAAAACCAAAUACUUUUAGACUUUUAUUCAAGUAGUAUUUUACUGGGUGACUUUCACUUUUACUUGAGUGAUUUUAUAUUAAGGUAUCUUUACUUUUAAGUAUGACAAUUGGGUACUUUUUCCACCACUGUCGAUAGGUGUGUUUUAUGGGGUGAUGUGCCCUCUGCUGGUUUCAGUGUUGAUCGGUGUGUUUUAUGGGGUGAUGAGCCCUCUGCUGGUUUCAGUGUCGAUAGGGGUGUUUUAUGGGGUGAUGAGCCCUCUGCUGGUUUCAGUGUCGAUAUGUGUGUUUUAUGGGGUGAUGAGCCCUCUGCUGGUUUCUGUGUCGAUAGGGGUGUUUUAUGGGGUGAAGUGCCCUCUGCUGGUUUCAGUGUUGAUCGGUGUGUUUUAUGGGGUGAUGAGCCCUCUGCUGGUUUCAGUGUCGAUAGGGGUGUUUUAUGGGGGUGAUGAGCCCUCUGCUGGUUUCAGUGUCGAUAUGUGUGUUUUAUGGGGUGAUGAGCCCUCUGCUGGUUUCAGUGUUGAUCGGUGUGUUUUAUGGGGUGAUGUGCCCUCUGCUGGUUUCAGUGUUGAUCGGUGUGUUUUAUGGGGUGAUGAGCCCUCUGCUGGUUUCAGUGUCGAUAUGUGUGUUUUAUGGGGUGAUGAGCCCUCUGCUGGUUUCAGUGUUGAUCGGUGUGUUUUAUGGGGUGAUGAGCCCUCUGCUGGUUUCAGUGUCGAUAGGGGUGUUUUAUGGGGUGAUGAGCCCUCUGCUGGUUUCAGUGUCGAUAUGUGUGUUUUAUGGGGUGAUGAGCCCUCUGCUGGUUUCAGUGUUGAUCGGUGUGUUUUAUGGGGUGAUGUGCCCUCUGCUGGUUUCAGUGUUGAUCAGUGUGUUUUAUGGGGUGAUGAGCCCUAUGCUGGUUUCAGUGUCGAUAUGUGUGUUUUAUGGGGUGAUGAGCCCUCUGCUGGUUUCAGUGUUGAUCGGUGUGUUUUAUGGGGUGAUGAGCCCUCUGCUGGUUUCAGUGUCGAUAGGUGUGUUUUAUGGGGUGAUGAGCCCUCUGCUGGUUUCAGUGUCAAUAGGGGUGUUUUAUGGGGUGAUGAGCCCUCUGCUGGUUUCAGUGUCAAUAGGGGUGUUUUAUGGGGUGAAGUGCCCUCUGCUGGUUUCAGUGUUGAUCGGUGUGUUUUAUGGGGUGAUGAGCCCUCUGCUGGUUUCAGUGUCGAUAGGUGUGUUUUAUGGGGUGAUGAGCCCUCUGCUGGUUUCAGUGUCAAUAGGGGUGUUUUAUGGGGUGAAGUGCCCUCUGCUGGUUUCAGUGUCGAUAGGGGUGUUUUAUGGGGUGAUGAGCCCUCUGCUGGUUUCAGUGUCAAUAGGGGUGUUUUAUGGGGUGAAGUGCCCUCUGCUGGUUUCAGUGUCGAUAGGUGUGUUUUAUGGGGUGAAGUGCCCUCUGCUGGUUUCAGUGUCAAUAGACAGUGGUUGUAAAGUACUUAAGUAAAAAUACUUGAAAGUACUAUUUAAGUAGUUUUUUUGGGUAUCUGUACUUUACUAUUUAUAUUUUGGACAACUUUUACUUUUACUUCACUACAUUCCGAAAAAAUAAUGUACUUUUUACUACUUACAUUUUCCCUGACACCCAAAGGUACUCGUUACAUUUUGAGUGCUUAGCAGGGCAAUAAAAUGGUCCAAUUCACACACUUAUCAAGAGAACAUCCCUGGUCAUCCCUACAGACUCAUAUCUGGUGGACUCUUUUGUAAAUUAUGUCUGUGUGUUGAAGCAUGCCCCUGGUAAUCCGUAAAUAAAUAAAAAAAACAAGAAAAUGAUGCCGUCUGGUUUGCUUAAAAAUAAGGAUUUUGAAAUGAUUUAUACUUUUACUUUUACUUUUGAUACGUAAGUAUAUUUGAUCAAUUACAUUUAUUUUUAAUACUUAAAUAUUUAAAACCAAAUACUUUUAGACUUUUAUUCAAGUAGUAUUUUACUGGGUGACUUUCACUUUUACUUGAGUGAUUUUAUAUUAAGGUAUCUUUACUUUUAAGUAUGACAAUUGGGUACUUUUUCCACCACUGUCGAUAGGUGUGUUUUAUGGGGUGAUGUGCCCUCUGCUGGUUUCAGUGUCGAUAGGUGUGUUUUAUGGGGUGAUGAGCCCUCUGCUGGUUUCAGUGUCGAUAGGUGUGUUUUAUGGGGUGAUGAGCCCUCUGCUGGUUUCAGUGUCGAUAGGUGUGUUUUAUGGGGUGAUGAGCCCUCUGCUGGUUUCAGUGUCGAUAGGUUUGUUUUAUGGGGUGAUGUGCCCUCUGCUGGUUUCAGUGUCGAUAGGUGUGUUUUAUGGGGUGAUGAGCCCUCUGCUGGUUUCAGUGUCGAUAGGUGUGUUUUAUGGGGUGAUGAGCCCUCUGCUGGUUUCAGUGUCGAUAGGUGUGUUUUAUGGGGUGAUGAGCCCUCUGCUGGUUUCAGUGUCGAUAGGUGUGUUUUAUGGGGUGAUGAGCCCUCUGCUGGUUUCAGUGUCGAUAGGUUUGUUUUAUGGGGUGAUGUGCCCUCUGCUGGUUUCAAUGUCGAUAGGUGUGUUUUAUGGGGUGACGUGCCCUCUGCUGGUUUCAAUGUCGAUAGGUGUGUUUUAUGGGGUGACGUGCCCUCUGCUGGUUUCAGUGUCGAUAGGUGUGUUUUAUGGGGUGAUGUGCCCUCUGCUGGUUUCAGUGUAGAUCGGUGUGUUUUAUGGGGUGACGUAACUUCCUCUCGGAUUACAUCUGAUCUACCUCUUUCUAAAAUGUGCUCGCCUCUCUUUAAAAAAAAAAAAAAUAGAAAUCUGUUAAACAUUAGUAUGACCUAAGAUAAGGUUGUGUGAUAACAGUGAUCAUGGUUUGUCCCAGGGGUUCCUCACUAAGAUCUGGUGGGGGGCGAUGACCACAGACACAGCCAUCUCCAGACUGGUGCUGUCUUUCUUCUGUCCCCCUCUCAUCUGGACCAACCUCAUCAAGUUCAGGUCGCCACGGCAAUCUAGCUUAAUACUGUCAAUGUUGUCAGAGAGUCAUUUCCACGGUAUGGUAGGAACCGUAGAAUGCAUGUCUGUUGUCGAAACACAACGUUGUGGGCACUCAUUUGAGUGUUUGCGUCCAUAUGUAAGUGUGCUUGGGUCAAUAUGUUCGUGUGUGUGUGUGUGUGUGUUUAUGUGCCCUUUGUGUGUGUAUGUGUGUGUGUGUAUGCGCCCGUGUGUGUGUGUGUGUGUAUGCGCCCGUGUGUGUGUGUGUGUGUGUGUGUGUGUGUGUGUGUGUGUGUGUGUGUGUGUGUGUGUGUGUGUGUGUGUGUGUGUGUGUGUGUGUGUGUGUGUGUGUGUGGUGUGUGUGUAUGUGUUUGUGUGUGUGUGUGUGUGUGUGUGUGUGUGUGUGUGUGUGUGUAGUCAUGUUGUCUCUAUGUGUGUAAUGAUGCAGUGAUGAGGAGUUAGACAGUCGUGGUGGAGGAGAGGAACAGUAUGUGGAGCUGGACAGUCUGGACACAGAAAAGGGCCUGCUACUAACAGACCAUGGCCCUUUGUGAGUUCUAAAACGAUUUAGUAUACUAUACCUGCUGUUUAUAAAGGGACAUAAAGUGUAAUAAACUUUGUUCUAAGGGCAGAAAGAAUCUGAUUGGUUUAGGGAAGAACAAAUCCGAUUGGUUUCUAGAAGGUCAAUGGGCGCAGUUUAACAGUUGCACAAUUUUUGAAAACAUGGCGGAGGUUUGAACUGAGUAUCUUGUAAAUAAAAUGUACUACAAGUUGUAACGUUUUGAAAUCAUGAUUUUGUUACAGUAGUCAGACAAAUGUGACAAUAUCUCUAAGAUACAACUGAUCGGACGACUUGAAGCAAAGCGCCAAAUGUAAAAAGCUAGCAGCAACAUGCUAAACGAAUCAGAGCAAGGUAGCUAGCUAAGCAUUUACCUCUUAGCCACUCAUGUUUCAUUAAUAAAUAGCUAGCUAGCUAGGAGUCAGAAAUAUACAAGUAAGUCAAUUAGCAUUUGCUUUAGUGAAAUGUUAAGUUGAAUAAAGCUAUAUGAACUUUUAAAAAAUGGGGAUGGACUGUUACACAGCUGUGGUAACGUAAAAUGAUAAGCUUAACAGAGCUAUUUGGCUAGCAGAUAGCUAUCUCUUACUAAAGUUGCGACAAUAGAAUAGAGCUAGCUAGCUAGGUCUCAAAUAUACCAGUAAAUCAGCUCCCACUUACUUUAUCAAAAUAUUUAGUUGAAUAAGCUAUAUGAACUUAAAAAUUGGAAUGGGACUGUUAUGUUUACCUGGGAGCAGAAACGUAAAAUGCUAAGCUAUAUGUAGCUUAGCUGAGCAGAGCGCUACCUCCUACUAAGAUUGAAUUAUAAAAUAGAAAUAGCUAGCAAGCUAGGUCAAAAAUCUGCCAGUAGGUCAGUUAACGUUUGAUUUAUUAAAAGUUUAGUUGAAUAAGCUAUAUAAACAAAAGAAAUUGGAACAGACUCUAAUGCUGCCCUGGGGGCAGUAAUGUUAGUUUGGGUCAAGAUCACUUGAGGCCAUAAGGGCAGACUUCAAGAGCAAAAGGUAUUACAAAAGUAUAAACUGCCCUUGGGGCAGCCAUUUGAAUGCACUGUUGAAAUGCUUCCCCAGGGGAAGUAAUGUUAGUUUGGAUCACGAUCACUUGGUGCCCUAAGGGCAGACUUCAAGCGCAAAAACUCCGCCCUUUUUAGAAAGCAAUCGGAUUUGUUCUGCCCUAAACCAAUCAGAUUCUUUCUGCUCUUAGAACAAAGUUGACUAAACUUUAUGUCAACCUGCAUUUUAGCAGCCUUGUGAGCCAGCCAGUCUGGUAAUACGAGGCUAGCAUUUUAGUGGACUUUUGAAGAAUACUGUGUGGUGUCGAGACAACGAUGCUGACAUGCUGUGAAGACAAGAAAUCCGCUGACACUGUCCUUGAUUAUAAUGGUUUAUUACAUCAAAGAUUACAGUAUCAAUUUACAGACUCCUGCAGAAGUCGGGAGAACAACUGACCCAAUCUCUAAUAUGUUAUUCUCUCAGUCCUUUGUUCAAACCCUGGUAUUUAUAUCCUAUGUAACAUAAUAUGGCGUGAUUUGAAUAGACCAAUCCCUAACCUCCACAUCUCAAAUGUCCUCUGUUUCAAGGGGCCUCUGUAGUAAUGUUUUCCAGAUGUUUCAGCAAAGCAGAGUAAAGUUAAUUUAACCAACAAUAUGCAAACCUCAGCCAAAGUCAUAGAAUCUUCAGAUACUACAACUGUAUAUGAAAAAAAUGAUUUUCAAGUAAAAUUCCCAAUUUUCAAUUUGUUGUAUGGUGUUCCAGAGACUCGCGGGGUCCACCUGAUGGCGUGGAGGGCCAGAGCAGCGCUGCCGUGUGGUGGCGUUUCCUGCUGCGUCGCUGGCAUCGCUUCUGGAGCGCCCCGGUCACUGUGUUCCUAGGCAACGUCAUCAUGUACUUUGCCUUCCUCAUCCUUUUCACCUACGUGCUCCUGCUGGACUUCCGUCCUCCGCCCCCCGCGGGCCCUGGGGCCCCUGAGAUCAUGCUCUACUUCUGGGUCUUCACCCUGGUGCUGGAGGAGCUGAGACAGGUAUGUUGACAUCACGGCUGGGAUCUGAAGCCGGGUCUCCCGCGGGAGAAAAAACAAACGUCUUAAUCGUUAGACCAAGAGGAAAUGCCCUUCUAGGGCUGAGGGUGACACUGGCAGAGCUACCCCAGGAGACCAUGAGCCCAUCCCAUGUCUUCAUCAUUGACAUCACUUCCCGCUGGGCACAGAAGUCAUUUUAACGUCUAGUUUUGAUUUACAUUUGGUUGAGUUGUCAACUAAAGUCCUUGGAUUUAGGUUAAAAGUUGGUGUGAGUGUUAUUUGUUUUUUUUUAAAUAGUUUGAUUACUUUUUGCAAAUCCAAUCAGUUGAUUCAACAUCAUCACAUUGAAUUAUUUUGUUGAAAUUACGUGGAAAAAAAACGUUGAUUCAACCUGUUUUUGCCCAGUGGGCUAGCACAGUAUGUGGGCUAGCACAGUAUGUGUGUCUGAAAUGGCACCCUAUUCCCUAUAUAGUGCACUACGUUCGACAAGGGCCCUGUUCAAAACACUAAGUAGUGCACUAGGAAUAGGGUUCCAUUUCAGUGCUUCUCAACUCUGCUCCUCAGGUACUCUUAUCUUUGCUCACACAGCUCUUCAUAAACUGCAUCAGGUGUGUGGCUAGACAAAAUAUGUGCAGCGUUGAGGAUACUUCGAGGACUGUUGUUGAGGAACAAUGACGUUUAGCCUGGGGAAAUUUAACAUAAAUUACUCAAAUGACCUCAAAUGUUGUGAUACUGCUAAUAGAAUGAUACUGCUAAUUGUGAUUUUCUAACUGAGUGAACUAACGCUUUAUUAACCUGGGCGAUGCAGAGUUUCUUCACAGACGAAGACAUGAGCAUCCUAAAGAAAUUCAAGCUGUACGUGGAGGACAACUGGAACAAGUGUGACAUGGUGGCCAUCUCGCUCUUCGUAAUCGGAGUGUCCUGCAGGUGAGCAGGUGUAGGAUCUUAAUUUGACCAGUUUCGUCGCAACAGUAAAAUAAUCCUGCAGCAGGAGGAAUAUGUAUACAUUUUUUUAAAUUGAUAAUUUCUAACAGGAAAUUCGUUUUGAUAGGCUACAUUAGUUUAGGUGUGAUAUCUAGUGACCUGGUGUCCCAGGUCUUAAUCAGUCCCUGAUUAGAGGGGGGAGAAUGAAAAAAAUCAGUGGAACUGGAGUUCGAGGUCCAGAUUUGAAUUUGAGGGCCAUAGUUUAAUAUAGGUCUAAUGUAGGAUGUAAUUAUUCCAGGAUGGUGAAAGAUACGUAUGAGGCGGGACGCACGGUUCUGGCGCUGGACUUCAUGGUGUUCACACUACGCCUCAUCCACAUCUUCGCCAUCCACAAGCAACUGGGGCCCAAGAUCAUCAUUGUGGAGAGGAUGGUAAAGUAUAGUACUGUUAAAAAGACAAAACGUGUAUGACUACCCCCACAAAGCUUGAUCCGUAAAUACAACGUAGCCCCACUAAACCGAAUUUUGAAAAAUCAAAUGUAUUUGUGUAUCAGGUUUGAGGUCAAUCCAUUUAAAUUCCAGUCAAUUCAGAAAGUAAACCAAAUUCAAAUUUGUAAUUCUUGUCAUUGAAUUUUCUUUUUGAGAAUUGGAAUUGGAAUUCCAGUGUACUCCCUGAAUUGACUUGAAUUUAAAUGCAAUUGACCCCAACCUACAAAUGAAAUUGUGGUUAUAACCAUACUUUAUAAACUGGUACAUUUGUACACUAUAUCUACAAAAGUAUGUGGACAUCCCUUCAAAUUAGUGGAUUUCAACCACACUCAUUGCUGACAGGUUUGCAUAAAAUCGAGCACACAGCCAUGCAAUCUCCAUAGACAAACAUUGGCAGUAGAAUGGCCUUUAUGAAGAGCUCAGUGACAUUCAACGUGGCACCGCCACUUUUCCAACCAGUCAGUUUGUCAAAUUUCUGCCCUGCUAGAGCUGCCCCGGUUAACUGUAAGUGCUUUUAUUGUGAAGUGGAAACAUCUAGGAGCAACAACGGCUCAGCCGCGAAGUGGUAGGCCACACAAGCUCACAGAACGGGACCAUCGAGCGCUGAAGCACGUAGCGCGUAAAAAUCAUCUGUCCUCGGUUGCAACACUCACUAGUUCCAAACUGCCUCUGGAAGUAAUGUCAGCACAAUAACUGUUCGUCGGGACCUUCAUGAAAUGGGUUUCCAUGGCCGAGCAGCCGCACACAAGCCUAAGAUCACCAUGCGCAAUGCCAAGCGUCGGUAUUAGUGGUGUAAAGCUCGCCGCCAUUGGACUCUGGAGCAGUGGAAACACGUUCUCUGGAGUGAUGAAUCACGCUUCACCAUCUGGCAGACCAACGGACGAAUUUGGGUUUGGUGGAUGCCAGGAGAACACUACAUACCCGAAUGCAUAGUGCCAACUGUAAAGUUUAGUGGAGGUAGAAUAAUGGUCUGGGACUGUUUUUCUUGGUUCAGGCUAGGCCCCUUAGUUCCAGUGAAGGGAAAUCGUAAUGCUACAGCAUACAAUGACAUUCUAGACGAUUAUGUGCUUCCAACUUUGUGACAACAGUUUCCUGUUUUAGCAUGACAAUGCCCCCUUGCACAAAGUGAGGUCCAUACAGAAAUGGUUUAUCAAGGUCCGUGUGGAAGAACUUGACUGGCCUGCACAGAGCUCUGACCUCCACCCCAUCGAACACCUUUGGGAUGAAUUGUAACGGCGACUGCGAGCCAGGCCUAAUCGCCCAACAUCAUUGCCCGACCUCACUAAUGCUCUUGUGGCUGAAUGGAAGCAAGUCCCCGCAGCAAUGUUCCAACAUCUAGUAGAAAGCCUUCCCAGAGGAGUUGAAGCUGUUAUAGCAGCAAAGGGGGGGGGGGGGGGGGGGGGGGGGGGGGGGGGGGGCAACUCCAUAUUAAUGCCCAUGAUUUUGGAAUGAGAUGUUCGACAAGCAGGUGUCCACAUACUUUUGGUCAUGUAGUAUAUGUCAGAUGAGGAUUACACGUAAUGUUUGUGCUCUGUUCUUCCUGGCAGAUGAAGGAUGUGUUCUUCUUCCUCUUCUUCCUGAGUGUGUGGCUCAUAGCGUACGGCGUGGCUACUCAGGCCCUUCUCCACCCCAACGACCCGCGCCUAGACUGGGUGUUCCGCAGGGUCCUGUACCGACCCUACCUGCACAUCUUUGGCCAGAUCCCAUUGGAAGAGAUUGAUGGUGAGAUAGAAUGUUUUCUGUUUUCUAGCAAUUUGUGUGCUCUGUUAUAGUCAUAUACAUGCAGUUUCCAUGUAGUUCAGUUUACAAGUAGUUUACACGUAGUUCAGUUUACAAGUAGUUUACACGUAGUUCAGUUAACAUGUAGUUUACAUGUAGUUUGCAUGUAGUUCAGUUUACAUGUAGUUGACAUAUAGUUCCAUUUACAUGUACUUUACACGUAUUUUACAUGUAGUUCCAUUUUCAUGUAGUUUACAUGUAGUUUCGUUUACAUGUAGUAUACUUGUAGUAUACAUGUAGUUCAGUUAACAUGUAGUUUACAUGUAGUUCCAUUUACUUGUAUUUUACAUGUAGUUCCAUUUACUUGUAUUUUACAUGUAGUUUACAUGUAGUAUACAUGUAGUUACAUGUAGUUCAGUUUACAUGUAGUUUACAUAUAGUUAUGUUUACAUGUAGGAUAUACAGUACCAGUCAAAAGUUUGGACACACCUACUCAUUCCAGGGUUUUUCUUUAUUUGUACUAUUUUCUACAUUGUAGAAUAGUAGUGAAGACAUCAAAACUAUGAAAUAACAGAUAUGGAAUCAUGUAGUAACCAAAAAAGUGUUAAACAAAUCAAAAUAUAUUUUAGAUUUGAGAUUCUUCAAAGUAGCCACCCUUUGCCUUGAUGACAGCUUUGCACACUCUUGUCAUUCUCUCAACCAGCUUCAUGAAGUAGUCACCAGGAAUGCAUUUCAAUUAACAGGUGUGCCUUCUUAAAAGUUAAUUUGUGGAAUUUCUUCCUUCUUAAUGUGUUUGAGCCAAUCAGUUGUGUUGUGACAGGGUAUGGGGGGGUAUACAGAAGAUAGCCCUAUUUGGUAAAAGACCAAGUCCAUAUUAUGGCAAGAACAGCUCAAAUAAGCAAAGAGAAACGACAGUCUAUCAUUACUUUAAGACAUAAAGGUCAGUCAAUCAGGAAAAUGUCAAGAACCUUGAACGUUUCUUCAAGUGCAGUCGCAAAAACCAACUCAGUUCAUUAGAGGUAACUGCACCUCAGAUUGCAGCCCAAAUAAAUGCUUCACAGAGUUCAAGUAACAGACACAUGACUACAUGAUUCAAAAUGUGUUAUUUCAUAGUUUCGAUGUCUUCAGUAUUAUUCUACAAUGUAGAAAAUAGUAAAAAUAAAGAAAAACCCUGGAGUAGGUGUGUCCAAACUUUUGACUGGUGCUGUUUGUAGUUCAGUUAACAUGUAGUUUACAUGUAGUUCAGUUUCGUUCGGUGCGACAUCUUGUCAUUCAAUGUAUCUCUUGAAUUGUUAGUGACUAUAAGGGCCCUUGGUGUAAAACAAAGUAUUUCUCCAUGCUUGACCACACUGCCGGGCACUGCUCAGCGGGCAACCUGCGUCUGUGUUAAGCAGUGCAUUUUCUUGUUCGUAAAAAGCAAAUAUCUGUGAACGACAGAUAAUGAAGAACUAUCUUAAUCUAAUCUUCCCAGAGGCACGGAUGCCCGACACCAACUGCACCACGGAGAUAGAGGAGAUCAUCAUGGGAACUCUGCCCCCCUGCCCCAACAUCUACGCCAACUGGCUGGUCAUCCUGCUGCUGGUCAUCUUCUUACUGGUUACCAACGUUCUGCUGCUCAACCUCCUCAUCGCCAUGUUCAGGUCUAAAACUCAACACACGCGGCACUCUGGUCACAGUCAUCGCCCAGGAAAGAAUAGUUCACUCUGAUGAGGGAGCUUGACUUCAAAACAUGUCCCAAUUCAGGGCCAAAUUCAAUUCAAAAUGUGCUCCAAGAAGAGAGGUUUGGAUGUAUUCAUUGACAUCCACAGUGUGAAACCAAAAGAAACUCUCAGGCACAAUCAUUCAAACAUACUUUUGUUGGUUUUUCACUGACCCAGAACACCUGGUAAAACGUUUUGUUUGAGUAAAGCCCCUAGACCUACAGUGUUUUUAAUGAUUUAAAGGAAGUCUGGCCUGAACUUUGACAUUUUUUUUUUUUCCAGUCAUUUAGCAGACGCUCUUAUCCAGAGCGACUUACAGGAGCAAUUAGGGUUAAGUGCCUUGCUCAAGGGCACAUUGACAGAUUUUUCACCUAGUCAGCUCGGGGAUUAGAACCAGCGACCUUUCGGUUACUGGCACAACGCUCUUAACCACUAACCAUCUGACAUGAUUAUUAAUAAUAUUAAUUAUUAGGGUUGUGUAUUUCAUGGGCGUACACAAUUCAACUGUCUCUCUGCCUUGGAUUUUCCACAGAAAAAGAUGAAUACUUACUUAACAGUAUCUCAUGCACUGUAUUCUCACUGUGAUCUUUCGUCCACCUCCGUGCUUACAGCUACACGUUCCAGGUGGUGCAGGGCAACACGGACAUCUUCUGGAAGUUCCAGAGGUACAACCUGAUCGUGGAGUACCACAGCCGGCCAGCCUUAGCUCCGCCCUUCAUCAUAAUCAGCCACUGCUCCCAGCUCCUCCUCAGCCUCGUCAAGAGGCCUGAGCCCAAACUGGAGCAACUGGGUAGGGCCAUAGACAUACGUAUUGACAUCGCAUACAUAUAGUGGGGAGAACAAGUAUUUGAUACACUGCCGAUUUUGCAGGUUUUCCUACUUACAAAGCAUGUAGAGGUCUGUAAUUUUUUAUCAUAGGUACACUUCAACUGUGAGAGACGGAAUCUAAAACAAAAAUCCAGAAAAUCACAUUGUAUGAUUUUUAAGUAAUUAAUUUGCAUUUUAUUGCAUGACAUAAGUAUUUGAUCACCUACCAACCAGUAAGAAUUCCGGCUCUCACAGACCUGUUAGUUUUUCUUUAAGAAGCCCUCCUGUUCUCCACUCAUUACCUGUAUUAACUGCACCUGUUUGAACUCGUUACCUGUAUAAAAGACACCUGUCCACACACUCAAUCAAACAGACUCCAACCUCUCCACAAUGGCCAAGACCAGAGAGCUGUGUAAGGACAUCAGGGAUAAAAUUGUAGAUCUGCACAAGGCUGGGAUGGGCUACAGGACAAUAGGCAAGCAGCUUGGUGAGAAGGCAACAACUGUUGGCGCAAUUAUUAGAAAAUGGAAGAAGUUCAAGAUGACGGUCAAUCACCCUCGGUCUGGGGCUCCAUGCAAGAUCUCACCUCGUGGGGCAUCAAUGAUCAUGAGGAAGGUGAGGGAUCAGCCCAGAACUACACGGCAGGACCUGGUCAAUGACCUGAAGAGAGCUGGGACCACAGUCUCAAAGAAAACCAUUAGUAACACACUACGCCGUAAUGGAUUAAAAUCCUGCAGUGCACGCAAGGUCCCCCUGCUCAAGCCAGCGCAUGUCCAGGCCCGUCUGAAGUUUGCCAAUGACCAUCUGGAUGAUCCAGAGGAGGAAUGGGAGAAGGUCAUGUGGUCUGAUGAGACAAAAAUUGAGCUUUUUGGUCUAAACUCCACUCGCCUUGUUUGGAGGAAGAAGAAGGAUGAGUACAACCCCAAGAACACCAUCCCAACCUUGAAGCAUGGAGGUGGAAACAUCAUUCUUUGGGGAUGCUUUUCUGCAAAGGGGACAGGAUGACUGCACCGUAUUGAGGGGAGGAUGGAUGGGGCCAUGUAUCGCGAGAUCUUGGCCAACAACCUCCUUCCCUCAGUAAGAGCAUUAAAGAUGGAUCGUGGCUGGGUCUUCCAGCAUGACAACAACCCGAAACACACAGCCAGGGCAACUAAGGAGUGGCUCCGUAAGAAGCAUCUCAAGGUCCUGGAGUGGCCUAGCCAGUCUCCAGACCUGAACCUAAUAGAAAAUCUUUGGAGGGAGCUGAAAGUCCGUAUUGCCCAGUGACAGCCCCGAAACCUGAAGGAUCUGGAGAAGGUCUGUAUGGAGGAGUGGGCCAAAAUCCCUGCUGCAGUGUGUGCAAACCUGGUCAAGACCUACAGGAAACGUAUGAUCUCUGUAAUUGCAAACAAAGGUUUCUGUACAAAUAUUAAGUUCUGCUUUUCUGAUGUAUCAAAUACUUAUGUCAUGCAAUAAAAUGCAUAUUCAUUACUUAAAAAUCAUACAAUAUGAUUUUCUGGAUUUUUGUUUUAGAUUCCGUCUCUCACAGUUGAAGUGUACCUAUGAUAAAAAUUACAGACCUCUACAUGCUUUGUAAGUAAGAAAACCUGCAAAAUCGGCAGUGUAUCAAAUACUUGUUCUCCCCACUGUACAUGUAUACUUACGUACUGCAGGUAAAUACUUACACACACGCAUUCACACGUUCAUAUACAGUACAUGUGUUUUUAUAUGUUGUCGGUUGCAAACAGCCCUACUGCACAUCGUAGAGUGAACGUACACAAUGUAAUUAAGUUUAAAAUGAAAAAGAACUCACAUGGACAGUGUACAGGUCCUUAGACCGUGGUGUUGGUGCUAGUAUGUAGAAUCUUACAGAGUGAUGUUGGUGCUAGUAUAUAGAUCUUAAUGGUGUUGGUGCUAGUAUAUAGAAUCUUACGAGUGGUGUUGGUGCUAGGAUAUAUACGAAUCGUACAGAGUGAAGUGGUGUUGGUUGCUUAGUAUAUCGAAUCUUACAGAGAUGGUUGUUGGUGCUAGUAGUAUAUAGAAUCUUACAGAGUGGUGUUGGUGCUUGCUAGUGAUAGAAUCUUACAGCGUUCGGGUGUUGGUGCUAGUAAUAGAAUCUUACAGAGUGGUUGUCUGGUGCUAGUAUAUAGAAUCUUAGAGGGGGGAUGUAUAUAGCAUCUUUACAGGAGUGGGUGGUUGUUGCUGGUGUAUAUAGAAUUCUUACAGAGUUGGUGUUGGUGGAUUAGUAUAUAGCAUCUGACAGAGUGGCGGUUGUGAUAGUAUAUAGAAUCUUACAGAGAUGGGUUGGUGCUAGUAGAUAGAAUUAGAGUGGUGUUGUGUUGCUAAUAUUAUAUAGAAUCUUACAGAGUGGUGUUGGUGCUAGUAUAUAGAAUCUUACAGAGUGGUGUUGGUGCUAGUAUAUAGAAUCUUACAGAGUGGUGUUGGUGCUAGUAUAUAGAAUCUUACAGAGUGGUGUUGGUGCUAGUAUAUAGAAUCUUACAGAGUGGUGUUGGUGCUAGUAUAUAGAAUCUUACAGAGUGGUGUUGGUGCUAGUAUAUAGAAUCUUACAGAGUGGUGUUGGUGCUAGUAUAUAGAAUCUUACAGAGUGGUGUUGGUGCUAGUAUAUAGAAUCUUACAGAGUGGUGUUGGUGCUAGUAUAUAGAAUCUUACAGAGUGGUGUUGGUGCUAGUAUAUAGAAUCUUACAGAGUGGUGUUGGUGCUAGUAUAUAGAAUCUUACAGAGUGGUGUUGGUGCUAGUAUAUAGAAUCUUACAGAGUGGUGUUGGUGCUAGUAUAUAGAAUCUUAGAGUGGUGUUGGUGAUAGUAUAUAGAAUCUUACAGAGUGGUGUUGGUGCUAGUAUAUAGAAUCUUACAGAGUGGUGUUGGUGAUAGUAUAUAGAAUCUUACAGAGUGGUGUUGGUGAUAGUAUAUAGAAUCUUACAGAGUGGUGUUGGUGCUAGUAUAUAGAAUCUUAGAGUGGUGUUGGUGAUAGUAUAUAGAAUCUUACAGAGUGGUGUUGGUGCUAGUAUAUAGAAUCUUACAGAGUGGUGUUGGUGAUAGUAUAUAGAAUCUUACAGAGUGGUGUUGGUGAUAGUAUAUAUAAUCUUACAGAGUGGUGUUGGUGCUAGUAUAUAGAAUCUUACAGAGUGGUGUUGGUGCUAGUAUAUAGAAUCUUACAGAGUGGUGUUGGUGCUAGUAUAUAGAAUCUUACAGAGUGGUGUUGGUGCUGUGUGUUCAGAGAGGGAGCUGCCUGCAGGUCUGGACCAGAGGUUGAUCACCUGGGAGACUGUACAGAAGGAGAACUACCUGGCCAAACUGGAACACCAGCACCUGGAGAGCAGCGAGGAGAGACUGAAGAGCACCUCUUCCAAGUAACCCUUACACAGUGUUUUGUUUUGUAAAUGGUAUUGAUCCAUUCCCACCACGUUAUGUGUGCUGUAUAUUUGUAAUUCUUAUGAACUACCUUUAAGUCAGUCUGUACCCUUCAUUUGUGUCAGUGAUAUUCAAUGUGUUUUUCAAAUGUUUUUCUUUGUGACAAAAGGGUUCAGAGCUUAUUGAAGAUUGUUGGAGGAUUCAAGGAGCAAGAGAAGCGGAUGUCAUCCAUGGAAGCUCAGGUACAAAAAUAGCUAUUUAUUUAUCUUGCCCGGCAUAAUAGAACCAAUAGAGUAGUCCCAAAAGUGCAAACUCGGCCAGACAACACCAGUGAUGGUGCAUGUGUGUGUAUUAUCAAAGGUGUGUCAAUUUGUAAGUCGCUCUGGAUAAGAGCGUCUGCUAAAUGACGUAAAUGUAAUGUAAAUGUGUGUAAUAGGUAUGCCUCUGUCUGUCCCAACCCCAGGUGAAGUACAGUGGGGAGGUGCUGUCCUGGAUCGCUGAGUGCCUUUCCCUGAGUACACUCAAGUGUGAGAGAGAGGCCCCCAGAGUUCCAUGUGAGUGAUGAUGCUAAUGAUGAUCAUGAUGAUACUAGUGAUGAUGCUAGUGAUACUAGUGAUGAUGCUAGUGAUAAUACUAGUGAUGAUACUAGUGAUGAUGCUAGUGAUGAUGCUAGUGAUGAUGCUAGUGAUGAUACUAGUGAUGGUACUAGUGAUGAUGCUAGUGAUGAUACUAGUGAUGAUGCUAGUGAUGAUGCUAGUGAUGAUACUAGUGAUGGUACUAGUGAUGAUGCUAGUGAUGAUGCUAGUGAUUAUACUAGUGAUGGUACUAGUGAUACUAGUGAUGAUGCUAGUGAUGAUACUAGUGAUGAUGCUAGUGAUGAUGCUGGUGAUGAUACUAGUGAUGCUAGUGAUUAUGCUAGUGAUGGUACUAGUGAUACUAGUGAUGAUACUAGUGAUGAUACUAGUGAUGAUACUAGUGAUGAUACUAGUGAUUAUACUAGUGAUGAUGCUAGUGAUGAUGCUAGUGAUGAUACUAGUGAUGAUGCUAGUGAUGAUACUGGUGAUGAUGCUAGUGAUUAUACUAGUGAUUAUACUAGUGAUGAUGCUUGUGAUGAUGCUAGUGAUGAUACUAGUGAUUAUACUAGUGAUUAUACUAGUGAUGAUGCUUGUGAUGAUGCUAGUGAUGAUGCUAGUGAUGAUGCUAGUGAUGAUGCUAGUGAUGAUACUAGUGAUUAUACUAGUGAUUAUACUAGUGAUGAUGCUAGUGAUGAUACUAGUGAUGAUGCUAGUGAUGAUACUGGUGAUGAUGCUAGUGAUGAUGCUAGUGAUGAUGCUAGUGAAGAUACUAGUGAUGAUGCUAGUGAUGAUGCUAGUGAUACUAGUGAUGAUACUAGUGAUGAUACUAGUGAUGAUACUAAUGAUGCUAGUGAUGAUGCUAGUGAUGAUGCUAGUGAUGAUGCUAGUGAUGAUACUAGUGAUGAUACUAGUGAUGAUACUGGUGAUGAUGCUAGUGAUUAUACUAGUGAUGAUGCUAGUGAUGAUGCUAGUGAUGAUACUGGUGAUGAUGCUAGUGAUGGUACUGGUGAUGAUGCUAGUGAUGAUGCUAGUGAUGAUGCUAGUGAUGAUACUAGUGAUGAUGCUAGUGAUGAUGCUGGUGAUGAUACUAGUGAUGCUAGUGAUUAUGCUAGUGAUGGUACUAGUGAUACUAGUGAUGAUACUAGUGAUGAUACUAGUGAUGAUACUAGUGAUGAUGCUAGUGAUGAUGCUAGUGAUGAUACUAGUGAUGAUGCUAGUGAUGAUACUGGUGAUGAUGCUAGUGAUUAUACUAGUGAUUAUACUAGUGAUGAUGCUUGUGAUGAUGCUAGUGAUGAUACUAGUGAUUAUACUAGUGAUUAUACUAGUGAUGAUGCUUGUGAUGAUGCUAGUGAUGAUGCUAGUGAUGAUGAUAGUGAUGAUGCUAGUGAUGAUACUAGUGAUUAUACUAGUGAUGAUACUAGUGAUGAUGCUAGUGAUGAUACUGGUGAUGAUGCUAGUGAUGAUGCUAGUGAUGAUGCUAGUGAAGAUACUAGUGAUGAUGCUAGUGAUGAUGCUAGUGAUACUAGUGAUGAUACUAGUGAUGAUGCUAGUGAUGAUACUAGUGAUGAUACUAAUGAUGCUAGUGAUGAUGCUAGUGAUGAUGCUAAUGAUGAUGCUAGUGAUGAUACUAGUGAUGAUACUAGUGAUGAUACUGGUGAUGAUGCUAGUGAUUAUACUAGUGAUGAUGCUAGUGAUGAUGCUAGUGAUGAUACUGGUGAUGAUGCUAGUGAUGGUACUGGUGAUGAUGCUAGUGAUGAUACUGGUGAUGAUGCUAAUGAUGAUACUGGUGAUGAUGCUAGUGAUGAUGCUAGUGAUGAUACUGGUGAUUAUGCUAGUGAUGAUACUGGUGAUGAUGCUAGUGAUGAUACUGGUGAUGAUGCUAGUGAUGAUGCUAGUGAUGAUACUAGUGAUGGUACUAGUGAUUAUACUAGUGAUGAUGCUAGUGAUGAUGCUAGUGAUGAUACUGGUGAUGAUGCUAGUGUUGAUACUGGUGAUGAUGCUAGUGAUGUAGCUCAGUUGGUAGAGCAUGGCGUUUGCAACGCCAGGGUUGUGGGUUCGAUAAAAUAAUGUAUGUGCUAACUGUAAGUCGCUCUGGAUAAGAGCGUCUGCUAAAUGACUAAAAUGUAAAUGUAAUGAUACUGGUGAUUAUACUAGUGAUGAUGCUAGUGAUGAUGCUAGUGAUGAUACUAGUGAUGCUAGUGAUGAUGCUAGUGAUGAUGCUAGUGAUGGUACUAGUGAUGAUGCUAGUGAUGAUACUAGUGAUGAUACUAGUGAUGCUAGUGAUGAUGCUAGUGAUGAUGCUAGUGAUGAUGCUAGUGAUGGUACUAGUGAUACUAGUGAUGAUACUAGUGAUUAUACUGGUGAUGAUGCUAGUGAUGAUACUGGUGAUGAUGCUAGUGAUUAUACUAGUGAUUAUACUAGUGAUGAUGCUAGUGAUGAUGCUAGUGAUGAUACUGGUGAUGAUGCUAGUGAUGAUGCUAGUGAUAAUGCUAGUGAUGAUGCUAGUGAUGAUGCUAGUGAUGAUACUGGUGAUGAUGCUAGUGAUGAUACUGGUGAUGAUGCUAGUGAUGAUGCUAGUGAUGAUACUGGUGAUGAUGCUAGUGAUUAUACUAGUGAUGAUGCUAGUGAUGAUGCUAGUGAUGAUGCUAGUGAUGAUACUGGUGAUGAUGCUAGUAAUGAUACUAGUGAUGAUACUGGUGAUGAUACUGGUGAUGGUACUAGUGAUGAUACUAGUGAUGGUACUAGUGAUGGUACUAGUGAUGAUGCUAGUGAUGAUGCUAAUGAUGAUACUGGUGAUGAUGCUAAUGAUGAUACUGGUGAUGAUGCUAGUGAUGAUGCUAGUGAUGAUACUGGUGAUGAUACUGGUGAUGAUGCUAGUGAUGAUACUGGUGAUGAUGCUAGUGAUGAUACUGGUGAUGAUGCUAGUGAUGAUACUGGUGAUGAUACUGGUGAUGAUACUAGUGAUUAUACUAGUGAUGAUGCUAGUGAUGAUGCUAGUGAUGAUGCUAGUGAUGAUACUGGUGAUGAUGCUAGUGAUGAUACUAGUGAUGACACUAGUGAUGGUACUAGUGAUACUAGUGAUGGUACUAUUGAUGGUACUAGUGAUACUAGUGAUGAUACUAGUGAUACUACUGAUGAUGCUAGUGAUGAUACUAGUGAUGGUACUAGUGAAACUAGUGAUGGUACUAGUGAAACUAGUGAUGGUACUAGUGAUGAUACUAGUGAUGAUGCUAAUGAUGAUCAUGAUUAUACUAGUGAUGAUCAUGAUGAUACUAGUGAUGAUGCUAUCGAUGGUACUAGUGGUGAUGCUAGUGAUGAUACUAGUGAUGAUACUAGUGAUGAUGCUAUCGAUGGUACUAGUGGUGAUGCUAGUGAUGAUACUAGUGAUGAUGCUAGUGAUGAUGAUAAUGAUGCUAAUAGUGAUGAUGAUAGAGGUGAUCAUACUAUAGUUUUUUAUUUACAACAAUAUGCAGUAGAUGCUAGUGGCUACAAUAAAAAAGUUGUACCUAGUGGUUUUAACUCUGAUUUGCAGGUAUGAAGCAUUGUUGACAAAGUGGGUUUGUGUCCUGGGUGGGUUGUACAGGGAGGAACUCUCUGUUACAACAGCAUAGUCUAAAUGUCAAUAUUUCUUAUAGCUGUCAAGGCUACUGGUUUCACAGGUGCGAAGGCCAGCACUUCCAGAAAUCCCCAUCAGAAUGUGUCAGACAAGGAGGUCAAGCCAGAGAGGAGAGAGGCUAAACCAGGCCCCUCGGGAUACGGCGCAAACAAGAGGUUUCCUUACAUCGACAAAUAA
This is a messenger RNA of Coregonus sp. 'balchen', 37713 nucleotides long. The record is from the annotation of a GenBank genome assembly. Lineage: Eukaryota; Metazoa; Chordata; Actinopteri; Salmoniformes; Salmonidae.